ACUCAAAGCUUCCUAAACAGCCGCCCGACUUCCGCGAGACUUGUCGCUUUACACUCUCGCGAGGGGGGACUCGGGAAUUCCCGUCCUCCCAGAAAAAAUGGCGGAUAGGCUAACGCAGCUUCAAGAUGCUGUCAAUUCGCUCGCUGAUCAGUUCUGCAACGCCAUCGGCGUUCUGCAGCAGUGUGCUCCCCCUGCCUCCUUCAGCAACAUCCAGACGGCCAUCAACAAGGACCAGCCCGCAAACCCCACUGAAGAAUAUGCUCAGCUGUUUGCAGCUCUGAUAGCCAGAACGGCCAAAGAUGUGGACGUACUGAUCGACUCUCUGCCCAGUGAAGAGUCCACGGCAGCUCUGCAGGCGGCCAGCCUCCGGCAGCUGGAGGAGGAGAACCAUGAAGCAGCGGCCCGUCUGGAGGAGGUGGUUUACCGCGGCGACAUGCUGCUGGAGAAGAUCCAGAACGCCCUGGCCGACAUCGCCCAGUCUCAGCUACGCACCCGCAACGGAGCCCUCAGUCAGCCGUCGCCAGCCGAGUCCUGACCCACAGCGCUCGCCCUGCUGUUAUGGACAUUUAUCAGCCGGUUAAUGUUUGCUUUUCAAAACCUGAAGAUCUCUGAACUGCCAAACGUGUGUCUGGGAGCAACAACAGCACUAGAUUCUCACUAUAUAGUUUAAGGUUCAGAUAAGAGCAUUAUUGUAAAAGUCUGGAUUUUCCAUUCAUAUUUUGAAGUCAUUUUUGAAUUGAAUGUUUUGUCUUAAGUUACCAAAAAUAAACGUUUUGGUUUAUGAUCCAACUAGAAAACAAAAAGA
Molecule: messenger RNA, 805 nt
Organism: Fundulus heteroclitus (mummichog)
Lineage: Eukaryota; Metazoa; Chordata; Actinopteri; Cyprinodontiformes; Fundulidae
Gene: med21
Product: mediator complex subunit 21
Exons: 4
Coding region: 98-535 (145 amino acids)
Biological process (GO): regulation of transcription by RNA polymerase II
Cellular component (GO): mediator complex
Molecular function (GO): transcription coregulator activity
Source: RefSeq, a predicted model, not a curated record